Messenger RNA from Diabrotica virgifera virgifera (western corn rootworm), 6520 nucleotides. RefSeq names its product tubulin polyglutamylase TTLL5 (gene TTLL5). Gene Ontology annotation, molecular function: tubulin binding; tubulin-glutamic acid ligase activity. Gene Ontology annotation, biological process: protein polyglutamylation; microtubule cytoskeleton organization. NCBI's taxonomy places the organism in Eukaryota, Metazoa, Arthropoda, Insecta, Coleoptera, Chrysomelidae. Gene Ontology annotation, cellular component: cilium. The record is from RefSeq and is a predicted model, not a curated record. Bases 122 to 2590 code for a protein of 822 amino acids. The transcript is spliced from 13 exons.
UUCUAAUUUGACAGUAAAAGAAUAUGGCAAUAUUAACUUAUCAAUUUUAAAUUUCUAUUGUAACAAAGUUCAUAAAAACAUUCAAAAUUUUCAGUGUUUAUAGAGAAACUUAUUGCAAAAAAUGAACAAAUCUUCGUAUGAAUUACUAGAUGAUAAUUUAAUAUCUUCUCCAUCACAACAAACUAGUAGCAGCAAUAGCAGUGUGAGCAGCUGUUCAAAUGAAUCCCUUAAAACACCAGAGAAGAAAAUAAAUCAAGCAGAUGAACAUAAAAUUACCGAAAUACCUCCAAACGAACCCGUUCCGACCAUCUCAGAAGAAGAAUGGAUAUCAGGAGGUUCUUUAGGAUCUCGUAACACUGUCCUUAUUUUUAAAAGUUCAGCUUUAGCUAGUGCAUCAGAAUCAUCGAUACAAGAAAAGCCUGCCUGUAAAUUACAUAUUACUUACAAAGUAUUACAAGCCGAAUCGAAAUUAUUAUCUAAAUUAUUGGAUUGUCAUGGCAUUACCGAAGUCGCCCCGAAUUCAUCAGAUUUUAACUUACUAUGGACCGGAUCACAUCCUAAACCAGGUACAAUAAGAUCGUUAGCUCCACACCAAAGAGUAAAUCAUUUUCCACGAUCGUAUGAGCUAACCCGCAAAGAUCGACUGUAUAAAAACAUAGAGCGUAUGCAGCAUGCGAAAGGACUGAAAAAUUUUGAUUUCAUCCCACAAACAUUCGUCAUGCCCAUCGAGUAUCGUGAUCUGUGUACAACACAUCAUCGAGUAAAAGGACCUUGGAUAGUCAAACCUGUAGCCUCAAGCAGGGGUAGAGGUAUUUUUAUCGUCGAAACUCCAAAUCAAGUGCCUCUAGAAGAACCAGUAGUAGUGGCCAAAUAUAUUUCCAAUCCUCUUUUAGUAGCCGGUCACAAAUGCGACCUGAGAUUAUACGUAGUGGUAACUAGUUUUGAUCCGUUGCUAAUUUAUAUUUAUGAAGAAGGUUUAGUGAGAUUUGCUACUGUUAAAUAUGAUGCUAGUCACAAGCAGCUAUGGAACCCAUGCAUGCAUCUCUGUAAUUAUAGUAUUAAUAAAUAUCAUAGUGAUUAUGUCAAAUCGGAUGAUCCUUCAGCCGAAAAUGUUGGUCAUAAAUGGACUCUAAGUGCUUUAUUAAGACAUUUGAAAUCUGAAGGUAAAGAUACGGCGCUAUUGAUGUCUCAAAUUGAGGAUAUGAUUAUUAAAGCAAUCUUGGCGUGUGCUAAUUCUGUGAUAUCAGCUUGUAAAAUGUUUAUUCCCUUUACCAACAAUUGCUUUGAACUGUAUGGCUUCGAUAUUUUGAUAGAUAAAACACUCAAACCGUGGUUAUUAGAAGUUAAUUUAUCACCUUCAUUAAACUGCGACAGUCCAUUAGAUGUAAGGUUAAAAUCCGCCAUGUUGGCUGAUCUGUUAUCCCUAGUGGGAAUACCUGCCGUUGAUCCCAUGGUUAGAAUUAACGAUGAUCAUCACAAGUCAAAUUCAAGUAUUAGAUCCAAUUUAACUCACUGUAGAAGAGUACAUUCUGCUGAUGGAUUGGGUAAUAGCAACUCGUCAUUAAAAAAAGGCGCACAUACCGUAGGAAGAGGACCAUCUCCGUACACAGCAGAAGAAUCUAAAAUCAUUCGUCUUGCUUCUGCAGAGUUUAAAAGAAGAGGUGGCUUCGUUAGAAUUUUCCCAUCUGCUGAUAGUUGGAUGAAGUAUUCGCAGUAUUUAGAUAGGACUACUGGAAUACCGCAAUCUGGAAAUCCUGGAACUAACUUUUGUUUAAGCAGUCAACACAAUUUUAAUUUGUUGAUCUAUACGCAUUUCUAUCCGGACAUUCCAGUGGCAACGAAUACGAGUGACAGGCUUCAAAGUCGUUCUAGGCAGACAAUUGUCAAACGUGACCUGUCUGUUGAUAGUCACAAAGCAACGUAUAAGAACUUACAUACCAGACAAGACAGGUAUGAGCGAAUGUUAAGUCAAGGACAUAAGUCAUCACUAGCUCCCAGUAAAACUACUAGAGAAACGCAAUGCCUAGAUAUGAAAAAGAAAAUAAUCGAGAUGUUGCAUACUGGAAAACGGAUAACGCAAUGGCAGGCUAGAAAAACAUUUAGCCAUUAUUUGGGCUGCAUAUUACGAAGAAUUGUUAAAGGACCAGAUCAAGAUGACCAUGUCGAGAUUGUCUUGAAAUUUAUGCAGAAAGCCUCAAAUUAUUUGAGAACUCCGUUCAACGUUAAGACACCAAGUCAGAAACUCGAUUACAAAGAUAGAGCAGCUGUUAUAGCUAAACAAUUAAACGACUUCUUGUACCUGUACAACAGAGAAACGGAUAUGUACGUCGACAAAACUGAAAAAACUGGUCAAAUACCAAAGAAAAUUUAUAAUGAGUUUCUAGAAAACGCUAGAGAAUGUGACCUGGAGGAGUUGUUGAUAUACCAGACCACGCAAAAUGUGCCAAGCUAUGCUGCAAAUCAAAGCUUUCCAGGUUUGUUAAAGUGUAUUCCAGCAAUACCAAAGCAUUACGGCCUCAAACCCCCUACUAAAAUAAAUAAAGCAAGAGCAAACAUUAAAGGUCCCGCACAAGUUGAAGUCCACCACUAAGCAUUUGUUUUGGUGUAGUAAUGGUGAAAACGAAUUGAUAAAGAACCAAAGAUUUUUCGUAACCGAUACCAAUCGUACUAUUAUCAAAGAAAAUAAGAUUUUUUAUCUACCUAGAGACUUGUUUUUUGAUUGAUUUUGGCUUAACGGUUAUAAAAAGUUCAUAACCUAUAUGUACUCAAUUAUGAAUCAAAGACGCCUAAAAACUGUUUUAUAUUAUAUUCUACGUAAAUAAGAUGUUGUCCUAUUGGUCCAUGGUGCUAGUUUAUUUAUAGCCAGGAAAAAUGUAUAUUUAAGCAGAAAAUAUCUUCAAAACAAUAUUCUUUCAUGAAAUUAGUUUUUUUACAGAUUAUUUCAGAGGAGUCUUCUUUUUUGUAUUCGAUCUAUAGCUUCUGUAAAAAUGCCCUUAUUUCUCGAGUAUUCAGGAAGUAACAGAAAAGUGUAAAGAAAUGUUUGGAAAUCUUUAAAAAACAUAACAAAAAGAAUAUACUAUAAUAGAGCUAGAGCUCAAUUUUAAACUGUAUUUAAAAAUUGAACUUUGAAAUGUAUUAAUAUGUAAUUUUUGAUUCCUGAAAAUGAAAACGUAAUUUUAAGACUUAAUCGCUACACCAUAAUACAGAUAAAAAAAGCUGAGUCUGUUGCUGACUCUUUUGCCAUAUCUAUUAAUAAAAAAAUGCUUUUAUAAUUUUUAAGCCUAUAACUCAAAAAUGAAAUUCUUAUUACAAAUCAUUAUGUCGGAUUCCAGUAGAGCGGUGGAAUGAGACUGAAAUAACGUAAAUCUGCACUGGACUGAACACUCCAGUGAGCAAUCCACUCCAGUUGAAUGGAAUGACGGUCUAUUUUUCAAUUCAGCUCGCUCAUUCCAGCGUCACUGGAAUAUUUUGAACGGUCAAUCCAGUACUUGAUUAUUGCAUUAAGGGAUUAAAUCACUUUCAAUGGUGUUACCGAUCUUACAGCUUUUGAAUAACUGGAAAAUGUGGACGAUAUGAUCCAGUUCAGCACUGUGCUGGAUAACUACCUGAAUUACUGGGGGAAAUAAUGUGAACCAGGAUUAAUGUCAACCUACACUGGAAUGAAACAUUCCAGUGAUUAUUCCAGAACGACGGUCUAUUUUUGAUUCCAGCUCGCCCAUUACAGCGCCACUGGAAUAGUGUGAACGACCAAUUCAAUGCUUGAUAAUGGCAUUGAAGCAUUGUCACUAUAGUGUUACCGAUCUUACGGCUUUUGAAUAACUGGAAUAAUGUAGACGAUAUGAUCCAGUCCAGCACUGUGCUGGAUAACUACCUGGAUUACUGGAGGACAUAAUGUGAACCAGGUUUAAUGUCAACCUGCACUGGAAUGAAACAUUCCAGUGAUUAUUCCAGAAUGACAGUCCAUUUUUGAUUCCAGCUCGCCCAUUCCAGCGCCACUGGAAUAGUGUGCUCGACCAAUCCAAUGCUUGAUAAUGGCAUUGAAGCAUUGCCACUAUAGAGUUACCGAUCUUACAGCUUUUGAAUAACUGGAAUAAUGUAGACGAUAUAAUCCAGUCCAGCACUGUGCUGGAUAACUACCUGGAUUACUGGAGGAAAUAAUGUGAAAAAGGUUGAAUGUCAACCGGCACUGGAAUGAAACAUUCCAGUGCAGGUUGCAUGAAACAUUCCAGUGAUUAUUCCAGAAUGACGGUCUAUUUUUGAUUCCAGCUCGCCCAUUCCAGCGCCACUGGAAUAGUGUGAACGACCAAUCCAAUGCUUGAUAAUGGCAUUAAAGCAUUGUCACUAUAGUGUUACCGAUCUUGCAGCUUUUGAAUAACUGGAAUAAUGUAGACGAUAUGAUCCAGUCCAGCACUGUGCUGGAUAACUACCUGCAUUACUGGAGGAAAUAAUGUGAAACAGGUUUAAUGUCAACCUGCACUGGAAUGAAACAUUCCAGUGAUUAUUCCAGAAUGACGGUCUAUUUUUGAUUCUAGCUCGCCCAUUCCAGCGCCACUGGAAUAGUGUGCACGGCCAAUCCAAUGCUUGAUAAUGGAAUUGAAGCAUUGUCACUAUAGGGUUACCGAUCUUACAGCUUUUGAAUGACUAGAAUAAUGUGGACGAUAUGAUCCAGUCCAGCACUAUACUGGAUUAAGUCGCUGGAUAAUUGGACUGGAAAAAUGUGAACCGGACACAUUAUUCCCAUUAUUCCAGUCCAAUAAUCCAGCUAGUUAAUCCAGUACAGUGCUGGACUGGAUGAUAUCGUUUACAUUAUUCUACUCAUUCAAAAGCUGUAAGAUCGGUAACACUACAGCAUUGUUUAAAAAAUAAUAGUUGGUUAACGCAAUGAAUAAAUUUGUUUAAUUCUAAUUGAGAAAGUCGCCAGAUGUCACCACCAUUUCUGUCAGGGUUGCAAUGCCACGCUUAACUACGAUAAAUCCAAACUACAUAGACAUUAAGUUGAAAUAUUCAUAACACACCAUUUCGCAUACAUAUUAAGAAAAAUAAAUAUAUGGAAGAAUAUAUUUAGAAAUUGAAUUAAUGACGUCAUGCUACUAUACAUUAUACAUAUGACAUGACAUCAUUAAUUCCAUUUCUAAAUAUAUUCUUCCAUAUACAGUCGAACCCGCUUAUUAGAGUACCGGUUAUAGGAAUAUCCCGAUUUAUGGAAUAUAAAUUCGAGGUCCCGAAACGUUUCCAUUUACCCUUUAAUAAAUUUAUCCGUUUAUUGGAAUAUGGUUUAGUAACCUCAUACCGCUUUUUAGAAUAAUUUUUUUCAGGUCAACAAAUAAAUUUUACGUACAAUUUCCUAAAAAUUUUAAAUUUGCCUGAUAUAAUGGUUUGUCGGUAAGAGCUUCGAAAGCCUGCUGUUUUGUAUAUUAUUACGGGUUGUCAGGUACCUAAUAAACACUUUAUUACUGUGUUAUGAGUAAACGCUCCUUUCCCACAGAAAAUUCAAUCGUAUGCCGACAAGGUCAUAAAAUAAUUUCAUUUGUCCAUAAAUUUCUAUUGGCACACACAGGUACAUUGCCACACACUUGGCUAUUUCUAGAAACAGCAUUUUUCUAUAAGAUUAUUUAUUACCAGUAAUUGAUCGUUUGUUGGGAAGUCAUUUCUAAAACCCAAUUUCGAUUUAUUGUCUAAUCGUUUCGUAAUUAUUUUUGUAAAUAGAUUAUAAAUUUUGAUUGACAUAAAAAGACCUAAAACCAUAUGCAUAUACAUAUUGACAUAGUAUGUACUAUUAUAACGUAUAUUCGGUACACUUAUUUCAGCUAGCCACCAAUGAUCGGUUAUUAGAGUAUCCCGCUUAUAAAAAUAUUUUUGCUUGGCACGAAGGCUAUUCUAAUAGCGGGUUCGACUGUAUUUAUUUUUCUUAAUAUGUAUGCGAGUUAAUGUGUUAUGAAUAGGAUCGUAUAUAACUUGGUGUCUAUGCAUUUUGAAUUUAUCGUAGUUACGCCUGACGUUGCAACCCUGCAAACAAAUUUAUUCAUUGCGUUGACCAACUAUUCUUUUUCAAACAAUGACUAUAGUUACAAUGCUUUAAUGCCAUAAUAAAGUACUGGAUUGCCCGUUCACGUUGUUCCAGUGACGCUGGAAUAGGCGAACUGGAAUGAAAAGUAGUCAGUCACUCCGGUCAACAGGACUGGAUUGAUCAGUGGAAUGGUUCAUUCCUGUGCAGGUUUACAUUAUUCCAGUGGCAUUUCACCGCUCUACUGGUAUGCUGCACUGGAAUAAUAUGAACAGAACAUGCAGAACACUUUUUUUUGUCAUGAAAGCCAAAACUAAGCGUGUAAUACCUAAUUAGGACACUUUUUUAUCCUGAAAGCCAAAAUUCAAUACAAAAGAGAUAUCUAACUAGAAAUUUCGAUUGUUGAAUAUUUAUUUUUAGAGGACCAAUUUUUGGGUAUAACCCUUUUGCUAAUAAUUUUUCUUAUGUAUUUUUUGUACACCGUUUUAAUUUGAAAUAAAUGCCAAUAAAAACGCA